AAAUUAACAAGCAACUGUAAACUUCCUGUAAAUAAAUAAAUAAAGCCCCCAAAACACUAUUUAAAGUUGAAACCACAGUUGGUACUAGGUGGGUGGGAUGCAUGAUUGACAAUUUGUAAAAAGCAACAAAAAGCAGAAGGAUGAAAGGUGGUGUGAUAGCAGCCAUCGUGGUUGCCGUCGUAAUCGCGGCAUCGAUCUUCAUUUGGUGUAUUCUUCCAAACAGAAAGAAGAAGACUCCUCCGAGGAAUCGUCCGCCUCCUCCUCCUCCGUCUUAUCGCGAUGUAGAGAAAGGUCAAACAACCGCACGGAGUAGUGCAUUGAAAGAUGGAGGAAUGGUUGUGUUGGGUGCAACUGCGGGUGUUGCAGUUGCUGCUCUUGCCACAGAAGCCGUUGUCGGAGAUGGUGGAGGUUGCGGUGGUACUGGCUGCGGCGGUGGUGAUGCUGGUGGUGGCGGUGACGGUGGUGGAUGCGGAGGUGGUUGCGGGGGUUGUGGAGGGGGCUGCGGAGGAUGUGGAGGCUGAAAUUAAUUAAGUAAAAAGAAUUUAUGGGUUCAAUGCCUCAAGAAUCAAGAGGCAUAUGUGCACCAUGCGUGACUUGUGAUCGAUGUCUUCCAGCUCUCUUAUUAUAUGUAAAUAAAUAAUUAAGGCUGUGUUUGUUCUUAAUGUACACUUAAUAUUUUCAAGUGAAAAAUACUUAUCCACCAAAUGAUGUAUUGGUGUUGACUGUUAUUUAAACUUGAAAUCUAGCUCCUCCAAUCUUAUGUGGUGUGCGUGUACGUUUUUCUUGGAAGAGAGGCUUGUAAAAUAAAGCUCCUGCGGCGGAGCAAGUCGAUCAUUUCAGACUGGUAAGUUAACCAGAUCGGAUCCUCUGUCAAUAAUUUUCCCUGUAAGUUCCUCUAAGAUUAACUAACCACGUCGUACUCUUAUUCAGCC
This is a messenger RNA of Oldenlandia corymbosa var. corymbosa, 932 nucleotides long. The record is from the annotation of a GenBank genome assembly. NCBI's taxonomy places the organism in Eukaryota, Viridiplantae, Streptophyta, Magnoliopsida, Gentianales, Rubiaceae.